AUCAAGAGGGAUUGUGGGACAUGAGAAGUCAACUUUAGAAAACAGGGCAGGGAAAAUGCUGACAGUGCCGACAGACAAGCCAGAGGUGACCCGUGAGCCAGAGUUUGGUGCGAGCUUUCCACGUUCCAACAUCCACCAGGCGAAGAGUCUCAUGCAAGACCACAGGACACAAAGACUGGACAAACUGGACCUUCGGGAUGAACUAUCAGACAAGGAUGAAGAGGAGCAAAGUGAAGAUCAGGACGAAGAGCAGGACCCGAACAAACGGCGGACGCCACGCAGGCGCCAGUCGGCCGGCACGUCGGAUCGGACGAGGGUGAGGCGCCAGGAGGCUAACACUCGAGAGCGCAGUCGUAUGCACGGCCUGAACAGCGCGCUCGAGAGCCUGCGCAAGGUCGUACCGUGCUACUCAAGUGCACAGAAGCUAUCCAAGAUCGAGACGCUGCGUCUGGCCAAGAAUUACAUCCGGGCCCUGUCUGAGACACUUAGCUCGGGCACACGGCCAGAUCUAGUGGCAUUCGCGCGUACCCUGUGUAAAGGCCUGUCGCAGCCUACUACCAAUUUAGUGGCAGGAUGUUUGCAACUCAAUGCAGGGCGUUUCCUGACUGACCCCGGGGAUGUUACACCCCCCUGUGACACCCCGUACACAUACGCCAGCGCGGACUCGAGCAGCCACAUGGACGGCGCCAAACACUUCCGCCCGUACUACUCCAACAUGUACGACCCCUAUUACACCAGCGCCUCCCCGGACAACAGCAGCUCACGGUUCGACGCCCAGCUGAGCCCCUCCGUGAACUAUAACGCUGUGUUCAUGUUUCAGAAACCAGACGAGCAGGUCGAUUGCGGUGCCAGCUGCCGCUAUGGUGGAAGAUGCUGUGGCACACCGGGACAUCCCCCCCUCAGCCGGCCGUACACCAUGUCCCCUGACAGUCACUUCCCGUUUGAGCUGCGCAUGCGCAACCAGCCCUUCCAAAACCAGGAGGAACUGAACACAGGAUACCAUCAUUAAAGAGCACAUAAAAAACAGUAGCUGUUGGAAAAAGUUUGUGCCCCCGACAGGUUCAUGCACUGAGCUACCCAACCUGGACAUUGAUUUUUUUCUGUUAAAUCUUCUUGAUCCUCUGAUUAUUCAGAAUCCUCAAAAUCAUUUCCAGCUGAGCUUAUUUUUUAUUACCCCUGACUAAAACUGAGGCAGAAAUAAUUUACACUUAAAGAUGAAGUAAUAUAUUUAUUUAUUGCCCGAUUUUAAUGUAUCAUUUAUUGUCUACUAAAUUAUCAAAAUGUUUUGCCUAAUG
Trichomycterus rosablanca is the source of this 1295-nucleotide messenger RNA. RefSeq names its product neuronal differentiation 6b (gene neurod6b). Gene Ontology annotation, cellular component: nucleus. NCBI's taxonomy places the organism in Eukaryota, Metazoa, Chordata, Actinopteri, Siluriformes, Trichomycteridae. The coding region runs from base 56 to 1009 and encodes 317 amino acids. The record is from RefSeq and is a predicted model, not a curated record. Gene Ontology annotation, molecular function: protein dimerization activity; E-box binding; DNA-binding transcription factor activity, RNA polymerase II-specific. The transcript is spliced from 2 exons. Gene Ontology annotation, biological process: positive regulation of transcription by RNA polymerase II; axon development; sensory organ development.